Molecule: messenger RNA, 1679 nt
Organism: Ectocarpus siliculosus
Lineage: Eukaryota; Phaeophyceae; Ectocarpales; Ectocarpaceae
Source: the annotation of a GenBank genome assembly
AUGCAGAACAACUUACUGGUCCGUCUACACUGCGCAGGUACUACAGCUCUGACCGUCUGUGACCUCCCUCGACCGACCAGGGUGCCCUUCAACCGAACGCUGGACAUAAGAUCUGCUGGCUUCACAGCGAACGGCAUGCGGUGGUGUUGUUUCCCCGGACUGCUGGUGUUGGCGGCGUCGCAUGCGUUUGACGCUGGCGAACAAGAAUCUACGGCUUCUACGUUUCUCGAGCUCGCCCGUGAGCGCUUUGAGGCCCGGAACGGCAGGCCGGCCACCUUCGAGGAGAACGCCUUCGCCUUCGAUGGCUUGCAGCUCAUCAGGGUGCCGAAGGCCGGCAGCAGCGAGGCCAGCGUCAUCGCACGGCGGCUCGGCGGAUGCGUGCCUCGAGGCCCUUGCUGCCGGUUCCCCGGAGACCCUCCCGGGAGUUGCCCGCUGGAAGGCCUCAUGUGCCCCAUGGUGACGGGGUGCACCAGCCACAGGAUGGACCCGACGACGACCGCGAUGCUGGAGGACCCUGGCGUGUUUUCGAUGACCAACAUCCGCGGUGUGGUGGACCGGAUGGUCUCGGGGUUCUUCUACACUGAUCCGCACUCUCCUCCGUGCGCAUGGAAGGACGACGUGGACUACGAGGCCUGUUUUCAGAAAAUGAUAACCACUCGGAAGUUCCAGAACAUCGCGGCGAGAAUGGUGUCGGGCCACGACGCCUACAAAGGCGGCAUCAGGCUCUGCAUGGACAAGGAUCAGGAUGAAGGCGGGGAGGGGGUGUGCGUGGAAGACCUGGAGUCCGUGAUAAGGGGCGCGUGCAACUUGAACUUCGUCACCAUGUGUGAGACGUGGGAUUCGUCCGUCCUUCUAUUGUUCGAGACUUUGCCGUGGCUGGGCCCGACUGCAGAUUUCUUCCCCGCUCCGAAGCGCCAGCACCGUCAACUGCCGUCGAUUGGAGACGCAGAUGCACCCGCGCCGCCCGAAGCUCCCGCUGCCUCGGGUCGCUCGCGCCAAAACACCGGCGCGAAGCACGAAGAAGGGAUAAAGCACAUCACACCCGAGCUGAGGGAGGCGGCCAGCAGCGCCAACGCGGUCGACGAAGCUCUUCACGAGUUUGUUUCGGCCAAGUUCUGCGAACGGCUGAGGGAAGCUGGGUUGCUGCACCACCCCUUGGUGGCAGCACAGCUGGCCACCUACGAGCCGCUAGAUCACAGGUGCAACGACGAGACAUGGGCGAAAGAAACCCUGGAAAGAUUUGCGCCGAUCACUCCGCGGGAGUGUAGACUCUACGAGCCGUUUGAGAAACCGUGAGGAUCUACACAGGGCUCCCCUUCGGGAGUCUGGUGGCUUGCUUCCUGCGGGUGACGCAUGAGGGCAUGGCCAAUGCUAUCACGGUUGCAUCGGUGGAUGUCAACGUUCGGCAGUGCCGGUUUCCGUACAACCUGCAGAAAGUGCGUCAGUGCGAGAUGUCAACAACGUUUUUUUUAAUUGCGUCGUGAACCGUUCUCGUCUGCGCGAGUGUGUGCGUUUAAGCCAGCGGCCCCUUCGCCGCAGAUACUUCUGCUGUAACCCGGUGCAUUUCAUAGGUCGCUCCUUUGUAUGAGUACCGUGUUUCUCGUGGUCUGUGGUAACGUGUAUGGGUUGCGCAUAAUCUAUUCUUGGUACUUAAUGGAAAAAUUGUGUUGUAUUCCUUG